CCUUCCUGAGACGUUUUUGUUGGAUUUAAACAGGAAGUGUCUAUAGUUAGUCUUGUAGCUCAAAAUUACAUUUACGGUUCCGUCAAGGAUUUGUAGAGUUAAUUGCAUUUGUUAUACCAAGGUCUCUAGACAAAAGUCAACCAUUGUUACUUACAACUUCAGUCGGAUACAUGUAGCCAGCCAGUCAGCCAGAGAUUAGUGCGACACAAGCGCAGAACCUACAAAAGUGGUCGAUUGACUGCGCGAUUAUGAUGAGUGCAACAGCCAUUUGUACUUACUAGCGUGGUAUCUUACGAGUGGUUUAGAGUGAUAAAAUACCUAGCAUCUGGUUGUAACAUAUUCACGUUGGGUGAAGAUGACAUUACAAGUGGGUUGCCUAUCAUUCAGGCAGCCGUACGCGGGGUUAGUACUUAAUGGUGUAAAAAGUAUUGAGACACGUUGGCGCCCCUUGUUGUCCGCAAUGGAAAAUUGCACUCUAGCUAUUCAUAUUGCGCAGAAGGACUGGGAGGGCGACCAGUGGAGAGACAUGCUCACCAAUACACUUGGAAUGAGCCAUAUGCAAAUAGAGGAGCUUCUGGCUUCAGGUGACAGAUUCGGCCGUGGAGUCGUGGCAGGCUUGGUGGAGGUGGGGGAGACUUGGUGCUGCUCUGACAAUGUGCCAGAGGAGGAUCUGAGGGAGCUGGAGAAGGCAGCAGUGCUCACUGGGCUCACAGAGAAACACCUCACACAGCUGUCAAACCCACGCUGGCUCAAGGAACCCCUUUAUGCCAGAGGUCACAAAGACAUUUGGACAGUGGACAUCCCAGUACAAUUACUGCCAUCUGCGUAGAGUAGUUGUAAAAUAAUGUAUACUAACACGUUUCUAGAGAUGACACACGAGCUUUAAGGUGGAAUAAAUUACCAAUGGACUGCAUUGUGAAUGUGAUUGUAUAUCCUGCAUGUCUAAAACUCUUAUAUUGACCCCAUAACUUUGUUGCAAUAGGCAUUUAUUAUUCAUUUAAAUCUGUCUGCAGGGAGAAUGGGAGGUAGGGCAAACAUUAGAGCUCUGGGGCCCUGGGGGUAAAAGAGGGUGGGGGUGCCAUUCCUGCCAUCACUAGUUGUAGACUGAAGGUGGUCAUGUGGGUCUGGUGCUGGGCUUGACAAGAUGCUUGGGAAUUCCUCUGAAUCUGCAACUCCCCAGACAUCUCUUUGAGGACAGAGAUCAGCUUGGGUAGUAAGCCCGUGCUGCGGCUGCUGGAGCUGCUGCUGUCAUCACUCCGCUCAGCCUCCUGGGGCCAACGACAUGGCUGAAGUGCUUAGGAGUGGAGCUCUGCAGUUCAGCCUAGUCAGAGUUGCGUUGCCUGUGUCUGCCAAGCUUGGGCUAUGCUGGUGGCCAGCGGUGUUCUUGUUGCUGUUACCCAACUUCUCCCUCCUGUGCCAAGCCUCGUGCAUUUGAGCAGCACACAUCUCUUCAUUUGGGGUAGGAGAUGUUUGAGUCCUUGGCAGAAAUUGGGAUUGGAGUAGUAUUGCAACGGCAAGGUAAAAAAAUCAGUGUCAUUCACUCUACGAUGGUCCACAUUCUUUUGGGUAAUGAAAUGUAGUACAAGUUGGCAUCCACCGGUGCAUUUUGAGUCUGAGCAGUGUCUUUCUGUGGUUUCUUGGAAAUGGUUUUCUGAGCAAGAAUCUGGAAUGCGACUUUUUGUCCUUGACUCCAGAGCGCAUACCAAUACAGAGUGAGUCGAGGACUCGGUCUUUGGUAACCGAAAUGUCACACAUACUUUUAUUAUAUUUUUUAUAUGCAACGUAGACAUCUAAUGAUAAGAUGCUAAUUCUACUCUGAUUUCAGAGCACUCUCGUCUGAUUGUGCCAGAGCGCAGAAUAACAGAUGCAUUCAACACCCAUUGAAUAUGGCCGGUGUCAGUAAACGUCCGCAAAAAAAGCGUAAUUAAAUUGUUGCCAGCAGCACAGUUAGUCACCAACCCUCUGGAUAACAUGAACACAGCCUAACCAGCUCUGCUAGGGUAAGAAAAAUGGUCAGUGAGGAAUUCUCUAAUUUCUGCCUGGAAGUAGCUAGCAAGCUAGUUUGGGUGCUUGACUGCCGUUGUGAGUUCAGAACGCUCAGAUCAACCCUAUUCCUCAUCCAGAGCGUCUACUGAAUUUACGAACGCCCAGAGUGUGUGCCCUCUGGCACUCCAGAGUGAAUUUACGAACGCACCCAGUGUCACAGUUCAUAUUGUUACAUUCCAAAUAAAAUGGAUCAAACAUUC
Salvelinus fontinalis (brook trout) is the source of this 2246-nucleotide messenger RNA. Its product is annotated as protein EOLA1-like. The record is from RefSeq and is a predicted model, not a curated record. Lineage: Eukaryota; Metazoa; Chordata; Actinopteri; Salmoniformes; Salmonidae. Bases 356 to 829 code for a protein of 157 amino acids. The transcript is spliced from 2 exons.